UACAAAUACAGUAAAUAAUAAUUUGAAAUAUGAAUGCAAUUACAAUGAGAUGUAGAUUUUGUCUUCAAGAUUGCGAAGACACCUUUGAACUGACACCAGGCUGUGUUAUUAUUAAUAAGGUUUUAUUAUGCUUUUCAAUAAGGGUAAUGCUCUCAAACCAUCUACCAAAUUCAAUAUGCAAAAUGUGUUCACAAAAAAUAGAUGAAUUUUUAGCAUUUAGAAAAUCUAUUAUUGAAAGUGAAAAUAUUUUAUUGAACAACAUACAUCAAAUUGAAGAUACAUAUACUGAUAUAAGUGAAAAUUAUACUAAUGAUGACAAUGAUAUAGAAAUUGGCACAAACCUGAAUGAAACAUUUCAAAAUAUUAUUCCUGCUAUCAAGCUAGCAGACUCCAUUGGAAAUAAACAAUUGGAAAAAGUUACACGUCAUUGCAAAGAGAUACCAUAUGUAGAUAUGAAAUCUAAAAAUGAAGUAAGUUCAUUGGAAAGAAUUGAUGAAAAUGACAAUACAAGCUAUGGACACAAUGAAAUUCAAGAAAAAAGUGAUAAAGAUAAUAUUGGAACACUAGAUACUCGAUGUCUUAUGUGUUUAAAAAGCUAUCCAAACAGGUCCUCGCUACUAAAACAUUAUUUAACCGAGGAAAGAAUUAGAGGACAACCAUUGUCAGAUAAAGAAUUUAAUUUAAAAGUAGAAGUAAAAUCAGAUGGCAUUGACAAGGUUUAUGUAUGUUUAGAAUGUAAGAUGGAAUUCAAAUCUAAAUGCCUUAUUGAUAAACAUUUGAAUUCACAUAAUAUACACUAUAUUUGCAAAAUAUGUGGUAGAAUGUAUCACAGAGCUGUAGAUAUAUUGAAUCAUGGAAAAUCCCACAGUGAUAUUAAGAUGUAUUGUUCCUAUAGUUGUGGAUACAGUACAAGCUACCUGCAUUUAAUGAAGAACCAUGAAAAAAUACAUAACAAUGACUACAAGUUUACCUGCAAGCAGUGUGGUAAAGGGUUCCAAGUGCGAACAUGGUAUGAACAACACCAGAAUAUUCACAAAGGCAUCAAGCAGUAUGUGUGUGACAUUUGUGGUGCUGGUUUUCAUAUGCACAGAUAUCUCACGGCGCACACUUCGGCGAUGCACGCGGACGUGACGAACAAGAAACGAUACGCCUGUCUCCAUUGUUCGCUGACCUUCGGCUCAAAGAACAGUCUGACGAUACAUUUACAGGAACAUGGCUUCACUAGUGAGUAUCUGUGUGACGGUUGCGGCAAAGUGUUCAUGAGUUCAAGACAACUGUCUCACCACCGGCGGACGCAUUCAAACGAGAAACCUUAUAAAUGCAGGACAUGUAAUAAAACGUUCCCCAAGAAGUUCAACAUGCUACAACACGAGUCAACACACACUAACACGCGGUUCUCGUGCACCAAAUGCACUGCGAGUUUUAAGCAACGCAGCAGUUUAAACCGCCAUACGGCAUCAAAACAUGCUACAGAAGAUUCCAAAAAAACAUGAGCAAACGAGACCCAUUUUUUCUGGGCAAGGUUUGCUCCUGAUAAGGAUACUAUAAGGCAAUCGAAAAGGUUUCAAGAGUUAUCAGGGUGGAAAGGCUACUUGCAUUAAAAAAAUUAUCCAAACCAAUAUUAUAAAGCGAAAAAGAGAAGAAUUGAGGAAUUUGAUUUUUUUUGUUUGUUUGUUUCCUCUGGACUUAUCAUAAUAUUAUGCUACAUGUCUGAAAUAUACAAAUUUAAUUUGUACUAAA
Molecule: messenger RNA, 1740 nt
Organism: Leptidea sinapis
Lineage: Eukaryota; Metazoa; Arthropoda; Insecta; Lepidoptera; Pieridae
Product: zinc finger protein OZF-like
Exons: 8
Coding region: 30-1493 (487 amino acids)
Biological process (GO): regulation of transcription by RNA polymerase II
Cellular component (GO): nucleus
Molecular function (GO): zinc ion binding; RNA polymerase II transcription regulatory region sequence-specific DNA binding; DNA-binding transcription factor activity, RNA polymerase II-specific
Source: RefSeq, a predicted model, not a curated record